UACUGCCACCUAUAUAUACCUCUCUCCCCUUACCCUCCUUCCACAUCACGAAAUUACAAACCUUUCAAAAAUGUCCACUUUCCUCUCUCUUCACUGCUUCCUCCCACUCUUCUUCCUCAUAUCCGUCUUUCACCUUUCCUCGGCGGCGAGGAACCUCAACGGCCAGGUUCAGGACCACUCUCAGCUGCUCCAUUACCACAAUGGCCCUUUGCUUUACGGCAAAAUCACCGUCAACCUCAUAUGGUAUGGCCACUUCAAACCCUCUCAAAAAGCCAUAAUAGCCGAUUUCGUUACCUCGCUCUCGUCACCACUUACUUCAAACAACCAGCCAUCUGUUAGCACGUGGUGGAAAACCACCGAGAAGUACUACCACCUGAGUCCCAGGAAAGUCGCUUCUCUCUCCUUAUCUCUUGGCGAUCAGAUUCUCGACGAAAGUUACUCGCUGGGGAAGUCUCUGACCACCAAGCACCUUGUCGAGCUCGCUUCCAAAGGGGGGCAGAAGAACGCUAUCAACGUUGUUCUCACAUCUGCUGACGUGGCGGUUGAGGGUUUCUGUAUGAGCCGAUGUGGCACUCACGGGUCUGCCGCUUCCGCGGGUCACGUGAACGGUGGCAAGAACUAUAAGUUCGCUUAUAUAUGGGUCGGAAACUCCGAAACCCAAUGCCCGGGUCAAUGCGCCUGGCCCUUCCACCAGCCCAUUUAUGGACCCCAGAGUCCACCUUUGAUUGCCCCCAACAACGAUGUGGGAGUUGACGGUAUGGUCAUCAACUUCGCUAGCCUCUUGGCCGGAACCGCCACCAACCCUUUCGGAAAUGGGUACUUCCAGGGUCCGGCGGGGGCUCCUCUUGAAGCUGCCUCUGCGUGUCCUGGGGUUUACGGGAAGGGGGCUUACCCUGGCUAUGCCGGGGACUUGCUGGUUGAUUCUACCACCGGUGCCAGCUACAAUGUGAAUGGUGCUAAUGCGAGGAAGUAUCUUGUUCCUGCUCUGUAUGAUCCUUCCACAUCUUCUUGUUCAACGCCGGUGUGAGGAUUUUGAUGAUGAUCCAUUACGAGACUAGAAACACGGAUUAGGGAGGUUGUACAAAUCUUCAAAUAAACAAACUUGUAGGACUAUUUCAUUUAUUUGUUUAUAUCUUCUGGAUAUGUACGCGGACUAUGUAGUAGAAAAGCAAAUGUUCUUCCAUUUGCUUCUUUUAAUGUUAUAAUUAAAAAUAUUGCGCUGGACAUAAA
Molecule: messenger RNA, 1230 nt
Organism: Vigna unguiculata (cowpea)
Lineage: Eukaryota; Viridiplantae; Streptophyta; Magnoliopsida; Fabales; Fabaceae
Product: protein PHOSPHATE-INDUCED 1-like
Source: RefSeq, a predicted model, not a curated record